GCCUCCCGCAGGAAGGAAGAGCCAGCGCGGGCUAGUGGCCGCCGCCAGCUGCGGGCCCGCCGUCGAACUCACAUUGGUCACUGCUACACAUUCUCACAGAUAAUGGAAAAUCCAAUGCCUCAAGAUGUAGGACCAUGGUAUUCCCAUAAAGUGUACGCAAGAUACUGGAAGCAUUAUAAUCAAGCCAUGGAGUGGAUGUGCAGGCACAAAAUGGCUUACAGGAAAGCCAUGGCAUCCUUGUACAAUCCAUCACUGUUUUCUUCUGAAAAUCAUCCCAGUAAACGUUACCAUGACUGGGAUGAAGGUGGCCCCAUGGAAGACGGAUCCUAUUGUGCCUUUACCAGAAGCAGCAAGGCCCCGUACAUUCCCCGACCUUCGCGUGCCCCUCCUAAUACUGGCAGAAGAGAAGCAGUGGAAAGGGAGUCUGAAACAGAUACGGAAUCUGAAGGCGAAGGGGAAAUUGAGUAUGACCUGAGCAAUAUGGAAAUUACAGAAGAGCUUCGCCAGUAUUUUGAACAGACUGAGAGGCACAGGGAAGAACUGCGAAAACAGCAACAGCUUGAGGCGGAACACCAGGGCACAUACGUUGAAGCUGACCAUGACCUUCACCAAUCGGCAGGCCGAUCUGCGCAGCCCCCAGCUGAGAAGCCUGGCGAAAGGAGAAUGGCUGAAAUGAAGAAACUCUAUGGUGCAGGGGCCAGCAAAAUCCAAGCUAUGGAGACCACCAUGCAGCUUGGCUUUGAUAGGAACUGUGAUAAAAAGCAGCCCAAGUACUGGCCAAUUAUUCCCCUGAAACUCUGAGCAUCCCCCCCUCUGUGUGUGUGAGAGUGUGUGUGCGUGUCUUUUGUCUGUUUCCCUUUUAGGAGAUUCAGAGUUGCAUAUCUUAAUGCUCAACCAAGCAUAAGGAUUUAAGUGAAUGAAUCAAGAGUCAGCAAAAAAAGAGACUCUUUUCUAUUUUCCUUUCCCCCUUCCAACUCUACUUUUGAACGUGUCUGCCAGUUUCCAGAGCCCAUUCCAGCAAAACAGGAAGAACUGAAUUGGUCGUUUGUAUCACAGAGGAUAGAGAGAAUUUUCUUUUAGAUAUAUUUUAACUAAUUUCAUUUUGGCUGGACUUGGCCUUGCAGGAAAUGAAAUAGCAUUUGUUUUCACUUAGUUGUGUUGGAAAAAGGUUAGAGAUGACCCAGUCUUGUAGGCUACCUGACCAACAUUUUUCUUUCAUUUUGUAACCUUUUGCCACAGUGACUGAUAGUUUUAAGGCAACUGAAGUAGUUGUUCAAACUAUUCAACUAACAGUAUAGUUAUUUGAGUUUUCCUCAGACCGAAUAGUACAAGAAAUUUCUCUGCCCAACUGAAAACAGCAUUGAAGGAUUUUUCAUGUUUACUUCAGUAAAUCACUUUGUUUCUUUCAUUUUGGUUUGUCUGUCUUUCUCUGUUUUUCUUAUGCAGCUAGGUAAUAAAUGUUUAUAAGAUUAA
Messenger RNA from Varanus komodoensis (Komodo dragon), 1473 nucleotides. RefSeq names its product gem nuclear organelle associated protein 8 (gene GEMIN8). The record is from RefSeq and is a predicted model, not a curated record. Gene Ontology annotation, cellular component: SMN complex. Lineage: Eukaryota; Metazoa; Chordata; Lepidosauria; Squamata; Varanidae. Gene Ontology annotation, biological process: spliceosomal snRNP assembly. The coding region runs from base 103 to 801 and encodes 232 amino acids. The transcript has 4 exons.